Molecule: messenger RNA, 3218 nt
Organism: Fusarium graminearum PH-1
Lineage: Eukaryota; Fungi; Ascomycota; Sordariomycetes; Hypocreales; Nectriaceae
Product: transcription factor steA
Exons: 3
Coding region: 711-2798 (695 amino acids)
Biological process (GO): regulation of DNA-templated transcription; sexual reproduction
Cellular component (GO): Tec1p-Ste12p-Dig1p complex; Ste12p-Dig1p-Dig2p complex; nucleus
Molecular function (GO): DNA-binding transcription factor activity
Source: RefSeq, a predicted model, not a curated record
CCUCGCUCACCCACCCGUUCAGAUUUCCCUUCUGAAAUCUUUUCCUCUCGUCGUUUUGUUUUCCCUUCACUUUCCUCUCCCUCUCCCCCUCCUCCCUCGCUCCUCGCUCCACACUCCCCGGUCUCAUCCCGGACUCGCUCUCAAAAUCGUUUCUCUUCCCAUUUCAAUAGAAGCCGUCUUCACCCCCGACGUCUCAAGUUCAUCAUCAACGCGCCGCUUCCUUCCUUCGUUUCCACCCACGAAGCCGCUUGAUGAACAUUGCCCAUCGGCUCUGUUGAUCUGUUUUCGCUUCUUGCUUUCUACUCUUUGCUUAUAGCUUUAAUCUGGCUCGAUUGCUAUCGCCUUCGAACCCCACACCAUCGCCAACGCCUUGACGGUUGCUACUCUACACGCCUCAGCUGCAUUCGCUUGACGCGGUUGCUGAGUCUCGAAUCGUUUCGCGCAGCGAUUCCAUUAUUCCGGGCUGGUCUCGAAUUUUGGUCAAUAAGCAUCAUUCCAACCAUCUUUAUUCACUCGGACUCAGGCUGCGCCUCGACCAUUUCAUUUCAAUCAACGAAACUCAGUUGCUCUCAACUGCUCAAUUCAGAACCUCUGGUUGCGAUUAUCCAGACACUUCGGCUCGCCUCGACAACCAUCUUCGGCCGUCGAGCGCCAUCAAAUAGACUGACCAACCACGGUCACGUCACGGAUUACUUUCACAACGCCACAAGAUGUAUUCGCAACACUCCGCAAUGGCGCCUCAGAAGCCCGAAACAUUCAUGUUGAGCACUGAGGCCCAGCAAGCUCUCCCUCAUGAUGCCCAGGUCGCUCUGCAGCAAGUCGACAACUUGAAGUACUUCCUGAUCUCUGCCCCUGUUGACUGGCAACCCGACCAGUACAUUCGCCGAUUCCUGCUGCCCACAGGUGAAUAUGUCUCAUGCAUUCUCUGGAACAACCUCUUCCACAUUUCUGGCACCGACAUCGUGCGAUGCUUGUCCUUCCGAUUCCAGGCUUUCGGCCGACCUGUCAAGAACUCGAAGAAAUUCGAGGAGGGUAUCUUCUCUGACUUGCGGAACCUCAAGUCUGGAACUGAUGCUUCUUUGGAGGAGCCCAAGAGCGCCUUCCUCGACUUCCUUUACAAGAACAACUGCAUCCGAACUCAGAAGAAGCAAAAAGUCUUUUACUGGUACAGCGUCCCCCAUGAUCGCCUGUUCCUUGACGCGCUGGAACGCGACCUCAAGCGAGAGAAGAUGGGCCAGGAAGCCACCACUGUUGCUGUCAGCGAACCAGCACUGUCUUUCCAGUACGACUCGUCUCAGUCGCUCUACGAGCAACUGACAAAGGCUCAACAAGCCAACUCAUCAUCCUUCAGCGCCCAGCAAUCUGCUUUCUCCCAGAGUCAGUCCACAUCUCCCGUCAUGCGAGCGAUGGACUCGAUGCCUCCUCCCCCGACAAUGAUGCCCCAGUCCAUGCCCCCUUUGGCGGAGGGGAUGGACGCAAUGGUACCUUAUGGAACGAUGGCGGUGCCUCACCCGAUGCACCAAGCUGUCCCCGUCAAGAGGGAACCUGAUUUCACCCGUGUUCAGUACAACCAGAACGGUAUCCCUAUCACAACAGGCCACCAGCGCCACGCUUCAAUGCCCGCAUAUGCUCUCGAGUACUCACCCGCCCCAUCAUUUGUCUCCUCACAGUACGAAGACUACAGCAACCGAGGAAUUUCUUUUGAACCCAUCACACCUCCGCAACAGGCGUUGGGUAUCUCUGCUGAACCUGCGUACAUCGCCAACGAGGAGACCGGCCUGUACUCCGCCAUCCCAGAUCAUAUGGCUAGCAUGAACGGACUCAAUGGCAUGGUUCAACUCCCUCCAUCCAACUUGGCUGGCCCCCAGUUCUCUCGUCCCUAUGGUACAAACAACGUCUACUCUGUGAUCGAAGGUUCGCCGACAUAUAAGCAGAGAAGACGGCGUUCAUCCAUCCCCCCAUCUAUGUCGGCGAUCGCACCCCCAACUGCCCCUUCUCACCCAGCACACUCGCAUGUUCGUCGGCCCUCAGAUCUCAGACGAUCUGUCUCCGCUUCUGUUGGUCCCGUUGCCGAAGGUGAUGAGUCUGCAGACAACUCACCUCCCGGACUAUCUUACAGCACCUCUGGCAUGUCAAUGAAUAGCCACCACCAGAACAUGUCCCGACACGGAACGCCAUUGUCUACCGUGGAAGGAAGCCCCGCCACCAAUUCUAUGGGUCUCCAUCAGGAUUUCUCUCAUCUCGCUGGUGAUGAAUACAACGGCGACGGCUCAAUGAGCGAGCAGCGACGAUCUGCACCUGCCUCCAACGGUGCUGUCCGACGUGCCCGUUCCGCUACUGUGAUGGAAGUUGGCCCUUAUCCCCAGAAGUCUCACUCUUGCCCCAUUCCUACCUGUGGCCGCCUCUUCAAGCGUUUAGAACAUCUUAAGCGACACGUUCGAACACACACACAAGAGAGACCCUAUGUUUGCCCUCACUGUAGCAAGGCCUUCUCACGAUCUGACAAUUUGGCACAACACAAGCGCACACAUGGUCGCGAAGACGGCGGGGACGGUUCACUACACAUGUCUGGUGAUGAAGAGGAGGACUUCUCCGGUGACGACCAUCUUGGCUCAUUGGAAGAGGCUUCUCCUCACUCUGACAGCGCAUACGUGACCGGCUCCCUGAACGCUGCCGCUCAUGGCUCGACUCCUCCCUCAAGCAACGCACCCACACAAUCCUUCAACAGUCUCGAAACCCUUAGCAUGCCCAUGACAAUGAGCCAACCGGCUGCUAUCAACGCUAGUGGCAUGAUGUAACGGUUGAAUUAUGUACGACUUUUGUCAUUUUAUUUGCAUACAGAUCAUGACUACAAGGGAUUUACGGCUUGAAUUUUUGGUGGCAAUUUGCAACGGUAUUUGCGUGCAACUCAGCUUGACUUUCCUAUGUUCAUAUUUUACUACAAUUUUUUUUUUUUUUUGGUUGGAAGCGCUCAUCGGUGGUCCAAAAUAUGGCUUUGAUAGACCCACGCUGUGAUAGCGGGGACAAGCUUCCGAUAAAGGCCUGUGAGCAUCAUGAAGACAGCAUUAUGUCGAGGAGUAUCAAAGGAUGCAUCUAUAUAUAAAUAGUUGCCGUUCUUUGAUGAUUGUUAGAGUAUUUAGAUAUCCUGUGUGGAAGCCAACGCUAGUGAUCGAAAGUGAUCCGAAGCUUGGCAAUUAGAAGAAAAACUUGUAUGAUUU